Messenger RNA from Vigna umbellata (rice bean), 1296 nucleotides. NCBI's taxonomy places the organism in Eukaryota, Viridiplantae, Streptophyta, Magnoliopsida, Fabales, Fabaceae. The record is from RefSeq and is a predicted model, not a curated record.
GUUAUAGAUUAUAAAAGUUCGAAUGUUUAAAAUGCAAAUGUGAAACAAAACCUUUUCCUUCUUUUUUCUUUUUUCGUGCUUUCUUCUCCAAAUUUGGUUCUUAUCAAUCAUUUCUCGUUCUGCUCUUUCCCUCUCUCCCUGUUCGUUUAAAUGACACACCUUCGUCCAAUCCUAUAGUUCUUUUCUGUAACUAUUGAUGUUAUACUUUUAACAUCACUCUUUCGUUUUUAAACAGGUGAGAAACCCUAGAUUUUUUCUUCUAAUUAUAUGAUAAACAACUCCAAUUAUUGCUUGUGUGUGAAGCUGGAUCCUCAAGUUUGUAGCUUUGUCACCUUUGGAGCAUAAUCUUGACUUGGGAUGGCGUUUGAAGGCUUUGAUCCUAUCUUUAGCAAACCCAAAGUGGAAUGGACUUCNCGGAUGUUAAGUUGCUCCUAUGUUCUGGAGUUCAUUGUUACUUUUGUUGUUCUUUCAGAGCAAGAGCACUCUGCCCGGACAAACAUGUUAGCAGCUGAAAAGGAAAGAAAUGAGAGCAUUCAGCUGGAACAGAGGCAAAAGUUUCAAAAGAUUAGAGACUUAGACAAUGGUGUUUCAACUAAGGGAUUGCAAAACUCUCCAGACAAGCAAGCAACUAGGCAUGGAGGUUCUACUAAAGUCAAGAAUCGUAAGGUGCCAGCAUAUCGCAGGACCAAAGUAAGAGGGGCCCUCUUGCAUGAUAAUGAGGAAUGAGUUAUAAUUGAGUUCCAUUCAAACCAGUUGCUUAGUAGGAAGGAAGUGAAAGAACGAACAAAACAAAGUAGCAUUCCAUUGAAUUUCAGAUGUUUUUGCUUGGCUUGGUACAUGGGGAAAUUUGAUGGGAUGGGAGACUGAGAGCAGGGAACAGACGAAGCAAUAGGAUUGGUGUUGUGUUCGUGUAUGUUUUCAACUUUUCAUGGUAAAAGCUGAAAGACACCUUCAAAAGAAGAAACGUAUUUGGUUGAGAGUUCGCAUAGAAAAGAUAACAUAGUUUGGUUAUGUUUCACUUGAUGAUAAAACUUAAGACGGCCAGAGUGAAUUUAAACUAAUCUGACAUUAUAGUGGACAUGCUUGUAUAUACUAAUUAUUUAAACGUGUACAAUAUUUUUUAUUAGUGCUUUUGGACACCCUGUGUUGUGAAAAAAAUAUUUUUCUUUUCUUAAAAUUUGGGAAUAGGCAGGAAAUUCAUGAUAAGUUGUCCACCCAAAGUUUGUGCUUUAGGUGUAGUGUAAUGUGCUCAACCUAACUGCAGCACAUGGAAUGAAAUCUUCAGUUGGUUAACCA